ACUGCGGACACAGUACAGGAGAUGACCAGGACUGCGGACACAGUACAGGAGAUGACCAGGACUGCGGACACAGUGCAGGAGAUGACCAGAGACUGCGGACACAGUGCAGGAGAUGACAAGAGGACUGCGCCGGAGGACUGCGGACAGUGCAGGGAAUGACCAGAGACUGCGGACAGUGCAGGGGAUGAACCAGAGACUGCGGACAGUGCAGGGAAUGACCAGAGGACUGCGGACAGUGCAGGGAAUGACCAGAGACUGCGGACAGUGCAGGGAAUGACCAGAGACUGCGGACAGUACAGGGAAUGACCAGAGACUGCGGACAACAGUGAAGGGGAUGACCAGAGACUGCUGAC
Molecule: messenger RNA, 353 nt
Organism: Staurois parvus
Lineage: Eukaryota; Metazoa; Chordata; Amphibia; Anura; Ranidae
Source: the annotation of a GenBank genome assembly